Molecule: messenger RNA, 1045 nt
Organism: Lutzomyia longipalpis
Lineage: Eukaryota; Metazoa; Arthropoda; Insecta; Diptera; Psychodidae
Product: probable palmitoyltransferase ZDHHC24
Exons: 1
Coding region: 97-942 (281 amino acids)
Biological process (GO): peptidyl-L-cysteine S-palmitoylation; protein targeting to membrane
Cellular component (GO): endoplasmic reticulum; Golgi apparatus
Molecular function (GO): protein-cysteine S-palmitoyltransferase activity
Source: RefSeq, a predicted model, not a curated record
CUCGUCGAAUACUCGUCGAAUUUCAACCUCUGUCGCGCAUGCCGUCCGGAAAAUCUCUGACCAAGACUAAUUUUCGUUUGAGAAUAUCACGUGAAAAUGCCCAGAUUCCCUUUUUUGCGUUCCUGGCAGGAUUUUGCAGCAACAACCUUCCUGGCAGCAGCAAUUCCCAUUACAUUUUGGUUUGAAAUCUUCAUCGUACUCCCGGAGGUAUUCCCAUGGGGGACAUUCCUCAAUAGCCUGCACUUCCUCGCUGGGCUAUUCCUCCUGUACAACAUUCUUGGCAAUUGGUUGGCCGUCAUGCUGACCGACACGAGUAUCCGGGGACAAAUUAUCCAACCCCCAAGUGAUCCCAAUGUGGCCAGAGAGAAGAAUUGGAAGCUCUGCAGUGUCUGCGAGUGCUGGCAACCACCACGAAGUUGGCACUGCAAAACAUGCAAUGUUUGCAUCAUUAAACGUGAUCAUCACUGCCUCCUGACCAGCUGCUGCAUUGGCCAUCGGAAUCACCGGUACUUCAUGCUCCUGCUCUUUCAUCUCUUCCUCGCCACCGGCUACUCAGCCAUCUACAACACGUACUUCAUUUGGUUCCUGCACGGCCCUGAAUUCACCACAUGGUUCUCCUUUGUGCAGAUUGUUUUCCCCCUGGCGUGGCUCCUCGUGGACACAUCCACUAAGCAAUACUACCUCGUAAUCUACGUCAUUGGGCUCCUAGGGGCGCUCUUUGUGGGUGUCCUGCUGUACUACCACACGCGCAUCGUGCUUCAGGGUGCCAUUGUGGCGGAGCACGAGAAGAAGGUGCGGAAGUACGAUAUGGGCAGGGAGAGGAACAUUGAGAAUGUCCUCGGGACACGUUGGCGCCUUGUGUGGCUGUCUCCGUCAAUUCAGAGCCCCCUCCAGCAUGACGGGGUCAACUGGGAAGUUAUCCAAGAGGGCAAGGACAAGUAAAACCUCCGUAAACAAGUCAGUAUUUUUUUUUAUUUUAGUGCAAUUAAUUUUUUGUUCUGGGACGUGUGAUCUCACCAAUAAAGUGUGUCUGUGUAUCUUGAAA